AUGUGGAAGUUUACUAGAUGUAAGGCUUGAAGAUCUUUCUCAGUGGUGAAUGGGUGAUCGGAAGGGAGAGAAUUUAUUCAUAAUCUUAAGCAAGGAUAUUACAAACAAAUUUCUGUACUUACUGGAGCUGGUCUUAGCACGGAUGCUGGAAUUCCAGACUACAGAUCUCCAGACACAGGACUUUACAGUAUCUUAGAGAAAGAGUAUGGGAUGAAAUCGCCCACUGACAUUUUCCAGCUUUCUAUUUUCUACAGAAAUCCUCAAUUAUUUUACGGCUAUCUCAAGAAGAUCAACUUUGAUAUGUUUCAUCCUACAUUAUCUCAUUACUUUAUUGGAUUCCUCGAAGCAAAAGGAAUUCUUUGUGUAAACUUUACCCAAAAUAUUGAUGGUCUUGAGCUCAGAGCAGGCAUCUCAAGAGAGAAACUUGUAACUGCUCAUGGUGAUGUCACCAGAGCUCAUUGCCCUAGCUGAGACAAAGAAUAUGAUAUUGAAGAGCUUAAACGGAAAGCAAUGAAUGAUCAAAUAAUGUAUUGUGACACUUGUCCUGAUGUACCAAUCAAGCCAAGAAUAGUUUUCUUUGGGGAGAUGCUUCCUGAUGAGUUCCAUGAGAAAUCUUCUUUAUUGUCUGAAAAGUCAGACUGUGGACUGAUCAUUGGAACUUCACUACAAGUUGCUCCAUUCAAUGGUUUGCCAAUAUUGUACCCUACUAUAACUCAAUUGGUAGUUAUCAACAAUGAGCCAUUAGAUCACAUUCCUAGGACCAGUGCCAGUAGCUUGUAUUAUAAAGGAAAUUGAGAUUCUAUAGUUCAAGAAAUCAUAAAAGAAUGUGAAUGGGAGAAAGACUUUAAUGAUUUCAGAGAAAGCAUUGAUUCCUAA
Molecule: messenger RNA, 876 nt
Organism: Moneuplotes crassus
Lineage: Eukaryota; Ciliophora; Spirotrichea; Euplotida; Euplotidae
Source: the annotation of a GenBank genome assembly